Molecule: messenger RNA, 771 nt
Organism: Anopheles coustani
Lineage: Eukaryota; Metazoa; Arthropoda; Insecta; Diptera; Culicidae
Product: probable endochitinase
Exons: 2
Coding region: 1-771 (256 amino acids)
Cellular component (GO): extracellular region
Molecular function (GO): chitin binding
Source: RefSeq, a predicted model, not a curated record
AUGCAACGUUUUAUCAUUCUGGCGACUCUGAUCGCCAUUGCUAGCGCUCAGCUAUGCAAAGGCCCCGGAGAGCUGGUGCCGAACCCGAUCAACUGCCAGGAGUUCUUUAUGUGCCGCACGGGCCGUGUGAUCCUGUUCUCCUGCCCGGCGAACACCCUCUUCAACCCGCGCACCCUGGCCUGCGAUUCCACCAACAAGGUCCGCUGCGAGUUCGGCUCCCUGCCCAACAACGUCCUGACGUCCGCUCUCAAGGCGGCGCCGGCCCAGAUCGAGCACACCGUCACGGCGUGCAUCAACCGCCCGAUCUCCACGCUCCUCCCCAACCCGACCGACUGCUCCCGCUUCUACCAGUGCUCGGUCACGGGCUCCAUCGGCUUCGAGUGUCCGCUCGGAACGCUGUUCGAUACUCAGCAGAAGCUCUGCGUCGAACGUAACGAUGCCAUAUGCGGAACGGUGGCUCAGCCGAACCCCCCAACCAUUCCCAUACAGCCACCGUCCCUCCCAAUCGUGCCACCGACCCUCCCAAUCGUGCCCCCGGCCCUCCCGAUCGUGCCCCCGGUCGCACCCAUCCCGCCCAACUCCGACCUGAACAGUCUGCAGAUGCUCUGCCGUGGAAAGCCGGUCGGCACGAAGGUCCGCAAUCCGACCAACUGCCGUGAGUUCGUCAACUGCAUCGGCUCCAACACACUCCGCUACACCACCUGCCCGUCCGGAACCGCAUUCGACGAUGUUCGCAAGACUUGCGAUUGGGUUCAGAACGUCAAGUGCUAA